Saccostrea echinata is the source of this 2011-nucleotide messenger RNA. Its product is annotated as TRPL translocation defect protein 14-like. The transcript has 12 exons. The record is from RefSeq and is a predicted model, not a curated record. Bases 6 to 1268 code for a protein of 420 amino acids. NCBI's taxonomy places the organism in Eukaryota, Metazoa, Mollusca, Bivalvia, Ostreida, Ostreidae. Gene Ontology annotation, molecular function: phosphatidic acid binding; GTP binding; phosphatidylinositol binding.
AUUACAUGCGCUCUUACUAUUGGAUGAGACACUUCUGCCAUUUGUUUAGGAGGUAUGCAUUACGAUUUCCCCUUCAGUUGACACGAGGUUAUACAGACAUUCACAAACAGAUCUUCGUGAUGUCGCAGGAAGAGGGGAAAAAUCGUAAUAAAGUGUACAAAGUCGUGCUCACAGGGGGGCCAUGUGGGGGGAAAACCACAGGACAGGCCCGCCUCAGCUCAUUUUUUGAGAGCAUGAACUGGAAGGUCUACAGAUUGCCAGAAACAGCAUAUAUAUUCCUAAGUGGUGGUGUGAAAUUUACAAGUCUCACCAAAGAAGAAGCAUACCAGCUACAGGAGAACAUAAUUAAAACAAUGACACAGAUUGAGGACACAUUUUUUGAACUUGGCAACACUUGUGAACAGAAUUGCCUUUUUAUCUGUGACAGGGGCCUCAUGGAUGCCUCAGCUUAUUUAAAUGCUGAUGACUGGGAGAAGAUGAAGGAAAAGAAUGGUUGGAAUUCUGUGCAGCUCCGUGACAACCGGUACAACCAGAUCAUACACAUGGUGUCGGCAGCCAAUGGUGCGGAGGCUUUCUACACAGUGGAUGGACACAAUACUCGUCACGAAGGCCUGGAUGUGGCUUGUAAACUGGAUGAAAUGACUGCAGCAGCCUGGGUUGGUCAUCCUUAUUAUGAUGUCAUUGACAAUAGCACAGGGUUUGAAGAGAAGAUCAACAGAAUGAUUGCAACGGUGUGCAGUAGGCUAGGUAUUGAAGUCAAAGACAGGUUAAGUUCAGAAAGCAAAAAGAGAAAAUUCUUGGUCAGAUCUCUGGCAGAGGACUCGAAAUUUCCUGGCUUCCAAGACUUUGAUGUACAGCAUUACUAUUUGUCUAGUCCCAGCAGAAAAACUCAAGCCAGGAUACGCAGACGGGGCCAAAAUGGUUAUUGGACAUACACUCACACCAUGAGAAGACAAGUUCAAGAUGCCAUGGCAGAAAUCCGCAUGUCGAUCUCAGAAAAAGACUUCAAUAUUCUGUAUGAACAAAGAGACACCAAGAGAUGGCCUAUUUACAAGAAAAGGAGAUGCUUCCUUUGGAACAACCAGUAUUUCCAUCUAGACAUAUACAAAGAGCCAAGUCCUGACAGAUGUAAAGGUCUCAUGAUUCUGGAAACAUACACAGCUCUGAAAGGAGAUGAUCUGGCUCUACCUGAAUUCCUGGACAUUGAACGUGAAGUGACUGGUCUUAAUGAAUACUCCAUGUAUAAUCUGUCACUCAAAGAAGAAUAAGCCAAGCCUCUGGUUUUUUAAGACAUAUAUAUCUAGUGUGUCCCUCUCCAAGACUCACAUAUUUAUCUCUGUAUGUCCAGUCAUAUGUGUGUUCCUACAUUAGAAUCUAACUAGCAUCUCUGUGUGUUCUUACAUUAGAGUCUGACUAGCCGGUGCAGAUUUGUGUAUUAGUUGAUCGGCUUGUUGUGAGUUGUUGUAAUGUGUUCGAUAGGUUUUAUACAGCUGGCUACAUAUCCUGAUACAGAGGGUACAUGAACCAAUUGUCUCAGUCAAUUCAAUACAAAAAUGAAAUUAGGCAGUGUGUUUUGUUGUACAUGUACCAUUAUAUAUUUUUUUACUCUUUUGUUUGUAUAAUUUUUUUGUAUCAUAACUCAUUUUUGAGUUGUAUAGUGUGGUCUGUUGCUUGUAUUGCAGAACUGAUAUCUCAACAAAUUAUUUGGUCAUGAAUGCUCCAGUGGUAGUAUAUAAAAUGUUUAGGAUAAUGAAUAUCAUACCAAUGUCAAGUGUGUUCACUUAUGGCUUGUUUUUUGUUGCUUACAGUGUAUUUUAAUAUUGGUUAACAAACUAUUGUAGAGAAUCUCAGAUGAAUGCUGUCAUGCUGUGUAUAAAUAUGAUGCCUUUUUUAAAAUAUUUUUUUAGGCUUAUAAGAUUUUAACUCGAGGGAAUGAAAUUUGAACAUUCCAGCUUUUGUGUUUAUGUAUAAUCAGGGGAUGGGAGCAUUCAGCAGCAAAAGUUUUAUAGGA